Ictalurus furcatus (blue catfish) is the source of this 4474-nucleotide messenger RNA. Its product is annotated as gastrula zinc finger protein XlCGF26.1-like. The coding region runs from base 621 to 2069 and encodes 482 amino acids. The record is from RefSeq and is a predicted model, not a curated record. Gene Ontology annotation, biological process: regulation of transcription by RNA polymerase II. Lineage: Eukaryota; Metazoa; Chordata; Actinopteri; Siluriformes; Ictaluridae. The transcript is spliced from 3 exons. Gene Ontology annotation, molecular function: RNA polymerase II cis-regulatory region sequence-specific DNA binding; DNA-binding transcription factor activity, RNA polymerase II-specific.
UCUAAUAUCCAGGCUCUGUAUAGGACAUACUCUCUUAAAUUAUUAUUACAUUUUAAUUUCACAUUUUACAUUAAUAAUACACUAUAGGAAAAAGUGAGUCAGAUCGAUGUAUACAUUGUGAAAUGUCUAAAACAGUUGAGCAUGUGAUACUGCAGUGUGAGGCAUGCAAUAUAGAAAUAAUACAAUUUGUGGGAAAAUUAAGGGAUCUCGGAAUAUAUACAAUAACAUUAGAAAAUAUAUUUCAAUGUACAUUGAGAAAGGUAAGAGUAUACUGCAUUAUCUUUAAAUACUUGCGGGACACAGGUUUGAUUAAUAGGUGGUUUAAUUUUUUUUUUUCUCCAGCUAAACGUUACACUCCAUCCCAGUAGGUGGCGGUAAUGCACCUUAAGCUGGUUUGCCAACCGCCAUAAAACAAUAAAAGAAAAAGACGAAGGAAACUCACACACACACUUGGUCUCGGAGCUUCCUUGUCUACACGGGCUUGGAAGCUCUGUUCUUCUCUGUGACAUCACUUAAGGUGAGUUCAUCUGAAACUUACCACCUGACCUAUUCGGUUAACAGAGUCCAGACGGCGCUCUUUAAGAAAAUCUCCACAGACUCCUGCUGCUACUGGCUCAGAGAUGUACCACUGCUCAGAUUGUGGGGAGAGUUUUACUAAAGGUCAUCAGCUCAAAGAUCACGAGCGGAUUCACACAGGAGAGAAGCCAUUUUACUGUGGACAGUGUGGGAAGAGUUUUACUUUUCAGAGUAAUCUCCAACAACACGAGCGCAUUCACACAGGAGAGAAGCCGUAUCACUGUGGACAGUGUGGGAAGAGUUUUACCCAACCAUGGACUCUCCAACGACAUGAGCGCAUUCACACAGGAGAGAAGCCUUAUCAAUGCUCGCAGUGUGGGAAAAGUUUUACUUUACGGUGUAAUCUCCAACGACACCAGCGUAUCCACACAGGAGAGAAGCCGUAUCACUGUGGACAGUGUGGGAAGAGUUUUACUUGCCAGCGUACUCUCCAACGACAUGAGCUCAUUCACACAGGGGAGAAGCCGUAUCUCUGUGCACAGUGUGGGAAGAGUUUUUCUUUUCAGAGUAAUCUCCAACAACACGAGCGCAUUCACACAGGAGAGAAGCCGUUUCACUGUGGACAGUGUGGGAAGAGUUUUACUCAACCAUGGACUCUCCAACGACAUGAGCGCAUUCACACAGGAGAGAAGCCGUAUCACUGUGGACAGUGUAAGAAGAGUUUUACUUGCCAGAGUAAUCUCCAACAGCAUUUGCGCAGUCACACAGGAGAGAAGCCGUAUCACUGUGGACUGUGUGGGAAGAGUUUUACUUUUCGGAGUAAUCUCCAACAGCAUGAGCGCAUUCACACAGGAGAGAAGCCUUAUCACUGCUCGCAGUGUGGGAAAAGUUUUACUUUACAGUGUAAUCUCCAACGACACCAGCGUAUCCACACAGGAGAGAAGCCAUAUCACUGUGGACAGUGUGAGAAGAGUUUUACUUGCCAGCGUACUCUCCAACGACAUGAGCGCAUUCACACAGGGGAGAAGCCAUAUCUCUGUGGACAGUGUGGGAAGAGUUUUUCUUUUCAGAGUAAUCUCCAACAACACGAGCUCAUUCACACAGGAGAGAAGCCGUAUCACUGUGGACAGUGUGGGAAGAGUUUUACCCAACCAUGGACUCUCCAACGACAUGAGCGCAUUCACACAGGAGAGAAGCCGUAUCACUGUGGACAGUGUAAGAAGAGUUUUACUUGCCAGGGUAAUCUCCAACAGCAUUUGCGCAGUCACACAGGAGAGAAGCCGUAUCACUGUGGACUGUGUGGGAAGAGUUUUACUUUUCGGAGUAAUCUCCGGCAGCAUUUGCGUAUUCACACAGGAGAGAAGCCGUUUCACUGCUCGCAGUGUGAGAAACGUUUUCGUGACCAGAGGACCCUCCACAGCCACCAGCAGAGACAUACAGGACAGAAGCUGUACCUCUGUGGACAAUGUGGGCGGAGCUAUACACUUUCAAGUUCAUUAAGGACACACAAGUGCUCUAACAUAAAACCAUCAGACAUUAAUUUCUCAAAUUAAGAUGUGUUUUUAAUUUUCAUUUUUUUAAAGGGAGGUAAAGAGACAUUCAGGCAUUAAACUAUAAUAUUAUAUUAUUUGUCAUGGACUGUAGUAUUCUGUUCCAUGGGACUUUAUUGCUUCCUCCCUGGAUUUUAGCAAAAUUCAUGACUUUAUUUUGUUUUCCUGUUUUUCUCCAAAUGCUACAGUGAGCACUGGCUUGCUUUAUACCGGAGAAAUUUUUGGCUCGUACGGAAACCCUCCAGACUACGACCUCUUUCUUCACUCGAUUAAUUAUUUUUUGACAAAGAACUGUUGCAAAAUAAAAUUUAACCCUGUACAAGUUCAAAACUUUACUUCCGUUUGCUGAAAAACAGUGUUUUUUCUGUCACAAAGCUAAAGGUUAUUCGUUUAUCCGUAUUAUGUCUAUGUAUAGCAAAGAUUUAUAUAGAAAUGAUAAUGUUGUCUUUUUUUUUGUUUAAAAAAUGUACCUUAGAGUAAAUAAAAAGCAUUCCUUUACUUUUGUACAAUGUGUUAACUCUCUAGAUAUGUUUCAUUUGCAUGUGUAGUGGAAUAUUAAAUGACAAUGCUUCACAAGAAAAUUGUUGAUGCAAAGUUAUUUUAUUGAAAUAAAGGGUAACACAAUAUAACAUUCUUUGUCCCUCAUCAUUUCUAAAACCAAACCAGUCAGAACUGUUAAAAACAGGAGAUUUGAAAAUUGGCUCAGAAUCAUAGUCUUUGCUUUUAGGUGGGGGAAAAAGAUGAGCGAUAUCUUUAGAUCUUUUUAUGUCAGAUAUUUUGUGUCGAACACCUCAGUUAGGUAUUGCUGGAAAGGGUAUAUUUAGGUUGGCUAUUUUCUGUAAGACCUCUUUCCAGCCUAAAGGCCUCCAAUCGUCGGAUACUCGAUAUGGUGCCGUGAGAUUUUUUUAAGCAAAUCCACCAUGUGAGAUCCUUUGAUAGUGUUUCCUUUAAAAAUAAAUUCACCGCUUUUGUUACACAAAGCACCGGCUUUUAAAAGUUUUUCCAUAACGUACGAAGCAUUUCUUUUGUUUCUCGCAGAAAUGCUAGCAAGCACCUCUUGUACGAUCUCGUCUUUGGGCGGUUCGAUCACCAUUGCUUCCGUUUUGCUUUCCAGUAUUUUAGGUAGGGACAGGUUCAGUUGAGCAGUUUCCUGUUCUACUAGUUUAACCAAGUUCAAAAAAUUUUGCAGCACCGGCGUGUAGAGUUUCGCCUUAUCAUAAUCAUUCAGAUCAGUCCUUGACAAAAUACCUCGUAUUGCAUCGUCCAAGUUGUUUUUGACAGUCUUUCUUAAGCUUUCCUUCUCUGUGGUGAUGUUUCUAAGUUUAUCGAGCUGAUGUUGAGGGACUAAAUACAUUUUCUCUGCAGUCUCCAUGUUAACUGUUGCGGGAUGCGAUUAAGCUGCUUAUAAAAUAAAUGGCUACACAGAGCAAAGGCAGAAGAAAUCCACCGGAUUGAUUAAUAACUUUCCUUUUUCUUUCUACAGACACUCUUUUAUCCGCAAAUAAUUUGAUCCAUUGUUUGUUUUUUUAAAACCUGGUAUUGUUUUGUCGUCAGCGGUAUGUUCCCUCUGAGUACGUUUAAAGCUAGUUCACAUAUGCUCAGGAUGAGAUCUGUGGGCACAUCACGUAAUAUAUCCUUUCUCCUUCGGGGUGGCGGCUGGUGUGAUGAAUUCAGCAAUGGGAGGGUUUUUUUUUUUUUUCCAAUCGAUCAGACAUUUGUUGUCAAUACUUUAAAGGUUUUUUUUUUUUGUUUUUUUUUUUUUUUUUUUCCAGAACAUACACAACCAGAUUCUCCCGGAAACAACCCUGAGCAGAGAUGAAGUUCUUCUGGUGUUUGUGCUUUCAGGUCAACAAAUAAAUACCCGUAAGGUCUAGAGACAGCAUCGAGAAAGCAUUCUAAAAAAUACUUGCUGUUACCCAGAUACAUCUGACGAGCCAGUAUGCUGAUCUGUAAUUUGUCUCUAGGGUUUUUAAAAAGAACCAUGUAGUUGGUGUUCAGGUUGAUUGUUCUGCUAGUCUUGCCUUGAAAAAACAAGUUUGGAAUGAGAUAGAUGAUGCUCAGUCAGGUGGGUGUAUUUUGUAAAAACCUUUUCUACUUCGUUUUUACUUGCAGAUUCCAUCAACUCAUCGAUUACCAACAAGUUUAUUUUAUUGGGAGGAAAUAGUUCGUCAUCACACAAAGAAAUCUUCCUUGAAGAAAUUUUAUAUUUAUUAUGAUCAUCAAUUCAUCGUACAGAGGUUGCCAACACGUAUAACACCAGACAAUGUUUUCGGGAACUACCGGCAUUGCCUCUUUACAGUUUUCCAACAACAUUUUGAUAAAAUAAGAUUUUCCGCUAUUACUCGGUCCACAUACGAUACAUGAAAAGGGAAGUUGCAUCCUAGCAUCAAAAGCAGUCACGUUCAUAU